Messenger RNA from Parastagonospora nodorum SN15, 810 nucleotides. RefSeq lists its product as hypothetical. Bases 1 to 756 code for a protein of 251 amino acids. NCBI's taxonomy places the organism in Eukaryota, Fungi, Ascomycota, Dothideomycetes, Pleosporales, Phaeosphaeriaceae. The record is from RefSeq and is a predicted model, not a curated record. Gene Ontology annotation, molecular function: glutathione transferase activity. The transcript has 2 exons. Gene Ontology annotation, biological process: glutathione metabolic process.
AUGUCAGCCACCAAGAAAGCCCGCACCCAUCCACAGUACGAACUCCUUUACUGGCCAGGCAUGCCUGGACGUGGCGAGUUCAUCCGUCUAGCUUUCGAAGCAGCCGGAAGAGAUAUCAUAAGUGCUCUCGUAUUUUCCAACUCCAAGGGCGACUCCGACUCUAACCCCCCCGUAUUUGCACCGCCAGCUCUGCGCAUCCCCGGCGCGGGCAAAAAUGGGAAACCACUACUCUUGUACCAAACGCCAGCCAUCCUGAACUAUUUGGGUGCGUCGCUCGGUCUUGCAGGCGACGAUGAGGCGGAGAAAGCGUGGGUACUGUCUCACACUCUUACUGCGCUCGACAUGAACAAUGAGGCGCAUGACACACACCACCCUGUCGCAACAGGAAAGUAUUACGAAGACCAGAAGGAUGAGUCGCUCAAGAAGGCCGAGGACUUCAGGCAAAACAGGAUCCCCAAGUUUCUGGGCUUCUUCGAGCGCGUGUUGCAGGGAAACGAGAAGGAAGGACAGGGCAAGCAUCUUGUGGGGGCGAAGCUGAGCUAUGCUGACACCACCUUGUGGCAUGUGUUGAGUGGUUUACAAUUUGCUUUCCCCAAGGAGCUGGAAGUGAGAAAGAAAGAGUUCCCCGCGUUAUUUGAGACCUUCUAUCCUAGCGUGCAGGAACACAAGGGGCUCAAAGAGUAUCUCGCUAGUGAUCGUAGGAUGCCUUUCAGCAUGGGUAUCUUCCGCCAUUACCCUGAACUGGACCGGCAGUAGACGAAACCAAUCACCACAGUAACAUAAUUGGACACGGUCUUCACAGUAGAAAAG